CCCGUCGGUUGCGGAGCUCCGUGAUGUGUCGGUGGUCGGAGAUGCGAGCUUCGCGUCUCGUCGGCCUCGUUCCUCGGCCCAAUUGACGCCAGUGAAGCUACGAAGUGAUACCGACGAAGCACCACCACGCUCGUCGUGCUCUGGACGUCGUUCCAGGGGCACGCUGUGGACGCGACGGACUUUUUGAACGAUCAAGCUGGACUAACACCUAGGAAGCCCUGGCUUCUCCGCUACACCAGGAGAGUCAGGCUCCCACAAUGGCGCCGACGACGAUUGAGACGGUCACGGUCGUCAGGCCACUGAAGGUAUUUGCCUUCAUCUGCGGCCUGAUCGUGAUCCUGCUGAUGAUCCUGUGCCUGGCCUCGUCCAACUGGCUCAUAGCGCACAAGUUUCGCCAGGGUCUCUGGGAGCAGUGCGUGGAGGAGGACGCGCCGCUCCCGCUGCCCUUCGGCCUGAACGUCAAGCCCGGCUGCUACGUGGCGCGCACCGUCGCCUACAUCCAGGCAGCGGCCGCCCUCUGCGUCAUCACACUCCUCUGCGACAUCGCCGCCACCGUUAUGACCGGGUGUGGCCUCUGCAGCAAGAACCCCGUGCGCAAGUACCUCAUGUACAGGCUCGCCUUCUACGUUAUGGUCUGCGCACUGCUGUGUAUACUGAUUGCGCUGGUGAUCUACCCGGCAUGCUUUGCGGCCGAAAUCGAGGAGAGCAACCGGCAGCUGUGGGAGUUCGGCUGGGCAUAUGGCGUGGGCUGGGGCGCGGCCAUCUUCCUAUUUGGCGCCAUCCUGCUCCUGCUGUGCGAUAAGGAGACCGAGGAGAUCUACUACCGCGAGCGCGCGCUGCCGCACGAUGGGGCGGCGGACUCCAAGGCGUAGCCUCCGGGCGUCCGCCUGGGCAAUGGACGCGCCGUCGCCGCCUGAACACAACAGCGCGAGCGUGCCGAGGAAACGCCCAGGCGAUCGUCGCCCGCAGUGCUCCACCCCAAGUCUGCCUCCCCUUACUGACGAUGAUGAUGCGCUAUUCAUUGCCUCCGAACCCACUACCCCACCUACUCCAAUUAAAGGAGCGUUUGAAUGUGGAGGAAAGAGAGGACCACGAGCGGUUCUCGACAGAGCAGACUCUUGCAUUCUGCCUGGCUUGGGUUAUGCAGGUCUUUCUGCAUCUCCACACCAUGGCUGCUCGUUUGGGAAGCGUGCAUGAUGCGGUCUUCAGUGAAACGGCCUUGGGUUGGUAGAAAAGAAAAAAAGCCUUCACUAUGUAACUGCUUGAGCUCUGUGCACCAUGAGAGUGCUUUUCCAUCGUGUGGAAUGUGAGAAAUUUUUCACCUUAAAACAGUCUCUUUAGGGAUUCUUGAGGAUUGUCAAUUCAGAACUGAGGACAUUGUGCACAGCUUCAAGGCUGUCAUUUUGCAGGAGGUGCAGAGUACUAGUACCUUCUGGAAACUGAGCACGGGCACAUGGUAACCUCUAGUCAUUUGAAUUGUAUGACACAUUUCCCUUCAGUGUGUCACUAGCAUUGCGCAAAAAUGUAUGGCAGCAGCUUCCUUGACUUUGUUCUCAUUUAGGCAUCAGACUGAGCAGCCGUGAAUAUGUCUAAAAGGAGCUUGUAUAUUAGUUUCCAGAUGUGCAGGCUCCGCUUCCCUCGGCACAUCUAUGACUGCGGGAACAUCUGAGUAGAUUGUCGGCAGCAUGUUAUCGCCUAGUUUGAGCAAGUGAAGCCGCACUGUGCAUGUUUUGAUCGAGUAGCCAUGGCUUUGGAUGGUGUAAGUGAGAGAAAAAAAAGCCUUGCAAUCGCCCUGCCAUGUCACUACCUGUUAUUACCAUCGUGAAAGAGUGCAUUGAGUGCUUCAGACUGUGAGAUAUUUUCGUGCUUUCCUCGCACUGUUUGCGGAUGAAGUUGUCCAGCUGUGUGUCUGCGGGUGCUGCUGCCUGCUAUGCGAGUGCUGGUGUGCCUGAUGUGAUUCCUCGUCCACUCCAAGUCUACCGUCAUCAGCAGUGUGAGAAAUGGAUGACUGGAUGUGGAAAUUGUUGCUCUGUUUUUUUUUUCUUCCUAUUAUUAUUUUUGCGCAAGAGCAAUGAUGUGUUCGAUUCAGCCACACCGCUUGAUCACCUGCAAAGCCAAAAGAAAGGAAGUUGUUGCAGUGGUUCUUUUGUCAGGUCUACAGGCACGCUGCUGCCCACAAUUUGAUAUAGGACAAUGCAGGACGGUCCACCAUGGUUCUGCGGACUUCGCACGCAACAUCGUGACGCCCUAAUUCACCGCAACUGUGCACCGUGGCUGUGAGUGUGUGUCUGGUGUGAGCAUGCACGACCCCGAGAUGAGUGCUGGGCCAGCUCUUCGACACGUACGGUUGUGCAGAAGUCGCAGCAGCAGACGACUUGCGGUCAUAGUGCCAGUGUGGUGUGUGUGCUUGUCGUAUCGCGUUGAGGUGUCAAAGGUGGCCGCAUUCGAGCGGUCUAGUGGUUUGAGUGUUGAUGCUGUCGAUGUAGAAUUGUGUGUAGGACGAGGCAAAGACGGAAAGGAGUGUAAGCCUUGAUGUUAUCGACUUUGUUCAGGAGCAUCAAGUCGGACACUGUGUUGGAUGUGCCGCGCUGUACGCAAAGUGCGAGACAUGAUGAUAUACGAUGCCUUGAUCUGCUGGUUUAACAGUGAAUACACGACCUGUCGGCUUAGAGCAGUGCUCCUGUUUUACCUUCUGCAGAUUAACCAAGCUAUGGAGCCUUGAGGAUGCGAAAUCAGCCUCAGCUGAGAUUGUUCUGUGCAAAAGCGAUUGAAUGGGUUUCAACCCAGUCAAUCCAUUUGGUAUACUUUCCUCUCAUAUUCGGAAGCUUCAGGUGGCCUCAAAUUGCUUGACAUUGACUGCUCAGCUCAUGCAAGGUGCCUGUGCCUCAACAAACCAUAGAAGAAAUGUUUGUGCUUAAAAGUAUCACCUCUGUGUGAUUCACUGGCAGACUCCACAGUGCUGAUUGUAAUUCGAAAUUGCACUGGUUAUUCAAAAUCUUAAAAAGCAGAAUGGACUAAAGUCGCGUGGCUCUAAUCUUGUUUCUUCCGCAGUGGUCGUGUCACUUUUAGACCAGUUUGUACAUAACAAUAGCGAUCUCUUUUAUUCAUUAUGCUUUGUUCUUGUUGAACUGUUUCGUUAACUGCCUACUUCCCCUUAUACCACAUCAUGCCAGGAGCGAAGGGAUGAUGAGCUGUAACGAAAAUGAACAUUCGUAGGGAACACUAGCUGUUCAGUGACUCUUUUUGCAAAAAUGACUAUUGUGUUCUCGCUUUGAACUAGCAGCAGCUGUAAGCCCACAAAGGCUGUCCAUGAAAACUGGCACCUUGCUAAGUAAUUUCAUUGCAGACAAGGAUUGCAAGGGGAAAGGUUGUGAUGCAAUUUUCGCACAGGAGCUUAUGGCAAGUCCUUUUGUGUUGAUAAGUUGAAUGCUUUUUGGUCGAGUACUUCCAUGUCUGGUUUCCUCAGUGGCAGCUGCAAUGAGAUGUUGUCAUGUUUUUGGGUGCCGAUUGUUGGUGCCAAGAGUCUGAAGAGAUUACUGCAUAAUUGACACCCCGUCACAUGGCACAAUGUCAUUUGCAGCAAAUUAGAUGGUAUUUUAAUGCUGUCUCUUUUGUAGGCUCACUGGUAUUGUGAACAAGAUUCGCAGUUGAUAAUGCUGAACCAAUGAACGUGUUUUCCUGAAUGCAAGCGUGCACAACUUGUGUGCCCUCGAGACAGUUACUAUCUGAUGCUUUUCAAACCAUCCUUUUUGUUGGGGAAGCAUUAUUGACAUGAAUUUGAUUUAACAUGGGGUACAAAUGGAAAUGUGUAAAUGAAAAGCGUGACUUACAACUUCAUGUGUCAUAGCACUCUGCCAAAUAACAUCACCACCAAUUGUGAAUGCUUUUUUUUAUACACAUUCAAACCAGAAACAGUCCUGCUGCAAUGACCUUCAAUAAAUCAUUUAUUAAAAAUGAUUCUACUGUGUCAUGUGACAGGAGUAUUCUUUCACCUGUUUUCGUUUUUACUGCAUUUUUCUGUUUCAUAAUGUUGGUUUGUUUAUAUGGGGCUGUAGGCAAUCUGAAGAUGAGUUCCUUAAUAAUAUUUUAGUGGCAAUUGCAAUGUUUCAUUUAAUUGUGCAUGCAUUAUGCUCACUGUGCAAAACCAUAUUUAAUUUAUUCCAAUUACUAUUAUAGAACUUCAUUCUCACAUUCUUAUGUUGCUUCAGGCUUCUUCACUAUGAAGAAACAUGUGUUGAGUGUUGUGAGCAACGUUGCACUAACACAACGCAUUUUUGUUAGUAAAGAAUAUCCUGAUUUUCACGUUUAACACGGAUGUUUUGUAAUGUGGCUGGUAAAGCAGCCCAAUUUUAUUUUUGAUGUUUUAUGUAAUCUGGCAUGUGUGCCCUGUGUCAACAAUCUAUAAACCACCUUACAGUUUACCAAGAUUGGAUUUUGUAAAUCUUUCUGAUGACUUUCAACCUCUUUGUUAAAUAUCAUUGUGCCCUCAAUUAUUGAUAGUGAUGCCCUUAACUGUUGACUGAGAUUGUCUGACGUGAUUAGCAGAAUGUUGACAGCUUCCAGUGGAGUGAUUUCAUGGUUGGUGUUUGGUGAGCGGGUGUUCUUGUGAAACACAACCUAUGCAAAACAGAUGGCAGCUUUCCUCUCUUUUUCUUUUGAAGAUUCACAAAAAAUAAAAGAGCCCACAUGAGCUGAGCUGAGUGCCUGUGCACCUUGUUAGCAAUAUUCAGUCGUACAUUGGUCAGAUUUUUCAUGAGAGAUUGUGCAGAGCCUAAGCAUUCUCUUUGUUCCGAACACUUUUGAAAACUUGUUCAUUUAAAGGAGCACUGACACGAAUUUUAAACAUUUUGGGAUUGCUACUCUAAAUGAGAACAUGGGGUUCGAGAGCCCUAAAAGGAGUAUUGUUGUGCUUGGAAUGCACCGCAUAUAUUUUUAAUAGACCAUUAUCUGAAAAAGUUGCUAAAAAGUCACUCUCGGUUUCGAUACCAAAGGGUUGGCUUCUCCGUGACAUGCCAUGUCAGCGUGACAUCACGGGAAGACUGUUAUAAUGGCAGAGCUUCCAUGAGCUCGUGGUACAUAUGAACAACAAUGAGUGCAUUGUCACCAGUGACCCUGACAGCGAUUUCUGCGAUUCAGGCUGCAUGGAGAACGCAGAGUUCGCAAAUUCGGUGGAACUGAGUUUUAUAGUGGGGAUAGUGCCCAUUGCGGUGGGUCUGGCUUGCUGGCACUCAGUGACGAAAACCUUAAAAAUCUAAGAAAAUAUUUAUACGUGUUACACACUCUGUGUGUGGAGAGUGUGAACACUGCAUAUCAAGGAAACGAAAAUGCCCAUGUUGCGAUGUCUCAAAAUCGUGUCAGCACUCCUUUCACUGAAGCGCUCUGAAUAUUCUCAAGGACACCUAUUCAGCUUCUUCAUUCUUUACUUUGUGAAUGCAUUUGAAUGUUCAUCAAGUUUUGCUAUAUUUAGAUUGCUGUGUUUCAAAAAGCUGCCAGCUCUGUUUACUGCAAAACUAGGAAGUAAGCCAUAGACAACUGCAAAUGACAGAAAGCUUACUUCCAUUAUGAUGAAGUGGACUCUCUGUAAACGGAAGUCUCUCUAACUGAGGUCGCUGCUUUAAGUUGCAACUACUGCCCCUACUAUGAUUAAUUUUGUGCUUUAAAUUAGGAACUCGGAUCAUUUCCUUGUAAUGGAAUUUCUGUUCAACGUAAAAUGUUUUGUGGUCCUUUUAGAUUCAUUUAAUGAUAGUCCACUGUAUACAGAACCACUUAAGGCUACAAUAUUAUCUCUGCUGUGAAAGUUGGCUUUAUUCCUUUAAAGUUCUGAUUGUUCGCCAUCAUCAUGUUCUUUUUUUUUCUUUUGCCACUGGGUUCUGCGAGGUGUGUGCGCGUGUGCGUGAGGGUUUUGCAAGUACGCAUUGUCGGUUGCCGUGGGCAGCGCAUAGGAAUGAAAUGUCGUCGUGCAUUGGGAAGGCAUCGAGCAUGGUAGAGUUUCUGGAAUGCAUGCGUCGCUGAAGGGUUGAUUCUCUGCCGACGCUUUCUCCAAGUUCCUCUCUACUAGAGUCAACCAUCCCCUUCUUAACCUCGACAUCCAAAUAACCCCCCUUAUCCUCUCAUUAAUUCUCCUCUAUUUUAAUGUAGCUUCUUGAAUCCAACUAAACUCUGAUACCAAGUACUACUGAGAGGGCGCUUAUUGGUGUUCUGUUCACACCUUUCGUCAAGGAUUGAUGCCAUGCGGCAUUCUGUGAAACAAAAUGUUAGUGGGCAAAGCUGCUCAACGCUACACUUUGCAAGCUAUUUGUUAUGGCCAUUGCGAUAAAGGGCACAUUUUGAGCCUGGCUUUUUUUUGUAUGUCUCGUUGAUAUAUUCUGCCUCUUGCAGGUGCAGCAGCUCAUUAAUAUCAUUCAACCUAGUUGGUCUUUCAUUAUUCGUCAUGGAGAGACAGCAAGGCAUAAAUGCAAUGACCUUAAUAAUGCUUCCUGUACAAGUGAAACACCACAUCAAGAUAUUUAAAUUGGUUAAAUCAAACACAUCCUACUGAGAUCGUGAUAAGGGAUCAUGUUUGCCACAUUUGUCCGAGCUGCUGUUCUUCAUGUGGACACGUAAACUGUCCUAUAAAUUUGAGACCUCACUAAGCCCCAGGCUCUCUAUAGCUUCAACGAUUCCAUCAAUAACUUCUGAACUCCACACGAAGAGGUGUGUGAAGGUGUUGCACUCAGGUGCCAUUAUUGAAGCUUAAAGAAUUUUUUGGUAGGUAGAAGUUUUUGAAGGGCGUUAUCUUUUCUUUGCGCUGGCAUCUUUUGCCUUCUUUUUUUGUUUGCUUCAAAUAUGAAUAGGAUUGCUUCGGCUUGCAGGACAGGUUUUGUGUGGAUGAUCCACGGUGCGACAAACAUAUGCCAACACAAGUGACGUCACACACGUUCAUGCGAGUGACACAGCAUACACUGGAUAAAUGGUAUGAACACCUUUAGGAAGUCUGACGUGCAAGCAAGCUUUUCCAGACUCUUUUUAACUUUCUCCAGUGCUGGUGGAUUCCUUAGAAAUUCCCUUCCUAAGCCAAGACAUUGAGAUGCUCUGGCUGUUUUCACAACGCUGGCAAAGUGUUGUUGAGAUGAUAUUAGGCUAUUAAAAUUGGCUAUUAUAACCAACACCAGUUAAUUGCUGCUUGUGAUCGACACAUCUCCUGUAUGCUUGCCUGAAGGAAUCGCAAGUUAAAUGGGCAUCUUCUUUGAUGGCAGCUAACCUAAUUUGUUAUUUAUUUGUCAUCCUUUCAUACAUCACAACUCGUGUGCCAGCAUACAGUAUAAAAUAUUGCUCUAAGACUGCUGGUAGCCAGGUUUAAAACACAAUAUUGUAGUAGUUCAUGGAGGUACUGACGUUCAGGGAAAUCGAAAAGCGUCUUGCAACCUUGACGGAUAAGGAACUUGGGAUAACGUUAAUCAUGUUUUCCUUUUGUCACUCUCUAGGCUCACAGAUGCAGAUUGUCAGUACAUUACUGGGCUAGCUCAGAAAUGCAGGAAAAGUCGUGCUGUGCAUAUGGCUUAGUGCUCGACAUUUGUGUGAAAGGUAAAAAAGCCCCGAAAAAAAGGGUACUGCUAGAGGUCAGCGUUGCGACGCUGCAAGGAACUGUGUUGUAAUUUGUUAUAUUUAUUAUGUGCUGAGAGUGUCUUCAGUGUGGAUGUGCACUAGAGCUGUAAUGUGUGCUGUUCUUCUAUUGGACGUGUAUAGCCCGAUUGUUUUGUGCCUCGCAAAUAUGUAUGCAAUGAAAAUUCACGAAGAACUUGAGUUUUCUUUUCUUUUGGAAGUGCGAGCUCUUUCACGAAUGGCAUCACUCUGUUGUAGCGGCACGAGCUACGGGCGUAGGGCGAUAGCUAUGUUUUUACAUUUUUGCUUCGACAUUUCCUGUGGGAAAGAGGUCCCUUACUUUUCUGCACUGAUGUGCUGAGGGGAGAAAAUUUACGCCGCUGAAUCGUAGUAUUGACGCUCGAGCGGCAGUUGUCGAUCUUUGCAUUUAUUUCCAACUUAGUUCUUACUUCGUCUUGUUCUAAGCUUUCUCAUUUCUUUUGAAAUAUUCUGGUAAGUGAGAGAAUAAGCUCCCAAGUCGUCCUAGGAUAGUGAAUAUUGGAACCACUGCCAAACUGUGUCCUUCGGACGCAGAAUGCGUUAUGGAGUUCUGGCGAGAGUCGCCAGAUGCUUGUAUCGUUUUCUUUGUAUUCUCCGAGAAUGUAUGUAGCUUUCAUGUGUUUUUGAUAAUGGAUGUGCGUGCUUUGAACUCCUGUAGGUUCGGUUGCAUGGUUUUUCACACUUUGGAAUUGCGUACCAGCGCCGCACAUUUUGCAUCCUGCUCCAUACGAGUCAUUGCACGACUACCGACACACUGCUGUCGCAUGAACGCAGUGCUUGCGCUGCGACGCUUGCUCGUCAUUUCUCGUGAGCGUGUGCGACUGUUAGCAAGUGGAACUUUUCAUUGUCAUGUGUUCACCGUGAGGCGAGUGAUGUCCAAAUAGACUUUAGCCUGGAAACUGAGUACGCUUUAUUCCUCCGUUUUGCUUUGUGUUUGUUUCAUGUGCACGUGAAGGCAUUUACAUGCUUUUACGUUUGUAUGCACAGUAAAUUCAGUGGGCAGGCUUUUGCCAAGUCGCACUAGAACCUUCUCAAAUCAAUUUCUUGCUUCAGCACUUCCUGGGUGUUUAUGUUAACUAAAGAGAAAUAUCCCACUCACUUAAAAUCUGCACUUUACUGUAGUGCAGCAAUUCAUUUAUUAGAACAUUCAUCUUUUGUAAUAAUCUAAUCACGUGAAUAAGUUCAUGAAAUAUGACAGCAGUAGAGUUAACUAAACAUUAUGUGAAUCGGUAUGUUCCCAGACUAUCAGUGCACUAAAACGGAUAAACACUAUACAGAACUGAAUCUGAAUGCAGUGUUUGUGUUAUUGUACCGGACUCGUUUCCAUCACUGUCACUGUGGUCAUUGCAUCUGUAUAUGUAUGCACAACUUUUCCUUUGAAGGCAAACACUUUAAAUUUGCAUUUAAUUUUUCUCCACAUCGUAGGCUUCCAUUAAGUGCUUGCUUUCAUUCUCAAUAUUUUAGGAAUAGAGGAGGAUAGCUGGAGAAAGGUAUUAUUAUUAUUAUUUUGCUUUUUUGAUUUGUCUGUGCAUUUCCUUUCGAGGAGUGUAUUUCAUCGUUAGUACCGUGCUGUACAGUUUAAUGUUGUUGGUAAAUACACAAGAAGUAUACAAAUGAACAAGUUAAGCUAAAAGCUCCACUCAGUUCGCUUGACACUGAGAUUGCAUAUAAAGUGGGAAAGUCGACUACUAAAGAUUAAUGUGAAACUUUAGUGUCUGUAUUGCAUUUUUUCAUGCACCGAUAAAUGUAUUCAUAGCUUUUGCCUCACCCUUUUCUGCAUCGUACUUGAGGAACCUACUACAUUUGGCUGCACCAUUUUUGCAUUCCCUCGAUGCUUGGCAAUAGAAUCCCUUUUCACUUUCAUUCGUGGGAACUGUUUUGGUGAGCUGUGUUGCACUGUUCUGCGUGGACAUUGCAAAACUACGAAACUAGCUUGUGAAGUGUUCGUUGCAGCCAAGACGUUCCUUUUUUUUUUCCUAUUCUUACUUGGGUGCCUGCACGGUGACAGUUUGGAGUUCGAGGGAAUGUAGCAGAGUAACUAUUUCUUGCGGUCAGUAGACAGCGACAGGUAACGAAUGUGACACACUCCUCUUAUGAAGUCACUGCCUAUAGAAGCACUGAAGGUUGAACUGGUUGAUAAUCUUGGAAUUUUCCGAUGCAAGAAAAACAAGGGCAGCAAAUUAUCACGGGCCAACCGACAUUUGUAGUCGGUUCUGCUUAUCUGUGCUUCUUGAAUUGUUUGAAGUCACUGUAUGCUCUCUUAUGAGCUAAUCUUCUUCAGUGAUUCAUUAGCUUUGGCUGAGUCCUGCGACCACGGGCCAUCCUUUCCAUUCCCAAUCAGUGAGCUCUACACUUAAGCGUGGUCGGUUUAAGAAGUGGUCAACCAAUGGCACAAGUUGGCGUGGCCAAGAGAGGUUUUUAUGCACGUCAUACACGAAUAUAUGCUACAUCGUGUCACCUGGUAGUCACAAGUGCAGCUGAGCACCGAGUGAGUUGCAGAAAAAAAGUACUUGACUGUGGCCUGUGAACCUCUGAAAGUGAUCGGCCAUUACCCAGCAGCGUGCAGCAAAUGGAUAUCAUUACAGGACCAAAGUUAUGAUGAGGAAAUAUAAAUUGGCAUGCUCGUUUAGAGGCAACAUAUUAGUGGUGCUAAUUGGCUAGUGUAUAACAUGCAGGCAUGCUCGCAAGAGACGGAAUUCAGUGAACAAUGGCUAUUAUUUGGCAAAUGGAUAAGAGUUCCAUUUGAUGUGCAUUAACAACCGUAUUCUUGACCUGUCACUGGCCAUCUAAGAGAAGCAGCUUCAAUUUUACUCCAUGCCCGUACCAACUGUUUUUUGGCAAUUUGUGUGCAAUGUGAUAUGUUCCAAUAUGAUACCGAUACCAUUUUGUUUUUCUUCGAAGGCUACAGUGGUCCCCUUCAUUUUUUUUUUCCUUGCCGUAUUUAAAGUCACGUGUUGCUUCUGUAGAAUAAUCCGUGAUGGACUUUUUUUUUUUUUGCGAGUUGCAGCUAUUGCAAUGUUCAACUUGGAUUUUUCGCUUAGUUUUUUUACUUGUUUUUGUUCCGUCCAUAUAAAUAGAUAGCCUGCUAAACAGUAGGAUACUUUUUUGUUGUAAAAAUAAAUACAAAUCAGUUUUAGGUUAAAAACUCGUUUCUGUUUUCCUUGCUUCUUGUUUUUUUGUAAAUACGAUAGAAAGCCAAAUACUUGCCAGUUGCUUUUGCAUGUGGCGAGUGAAGGCACAGUACUCUGGUGUAGCGAACUGCUAGACUAGCUUGUGAUGAUGUGGGUUGUGCAUUUCAGCAUUCUUUUGUAUGUGUGUGGUUUUUUUUUUCUAACAUGUAUAACAUUUAACGCUGCUGAACAGCUUGGCUGUUGUAAGCAGACAGCAAGUCUUUUACCCAAGCUGCAGAAACAUUUGGAAAACAUAUUUUUCUUUCACAAGCAAAAGAGUACACUUAUAAACAUAUUUACUGGGGCAACACCCAAGACAAACAUCCAUGGUAAGUUCUGGCGCAGAUUGUCAUUAAAAAGCACUGCAACCAUUCUUAGAUGUCCAAGUUAUCAUUCUGGUAAGACAACUAUUGGGGCUACUUUGUUUUAACUGGAAAACUUUAGUGCUGGUACAAUGAGAUUCCUUGCGAUGAAAUAAAGCAUGUUCAAAGACAGUUCUUUUAGCGACUUUCACAUGGACACUUGAAAAAUGUAUGCGAAGUUGAUAUGCUUCAGUACUGUUGUCUAUGCUUGGGACGAAGUGCUGUCUGAAUGAAAUCUACAUGCAAUUCUCUCUAUGGUAGACAUUUCACCCACGCACACUGCCAUCUGUGGCUUUCAUGUGUGAAAGUUGUUUUGUGGUGUAAUUAAUGAGUGGGAUAAAAUUGCAAAAAAAAAGCAAAGUAUCCAAGCCUGUGCAAAGAGGCUCGCAUAGAUAUGUACAUUAAUCUUUCGAGUGUUUAUAGAACUUUUGAUGUGCUUGCCGCAAAAAAAAAAAAAAAUGUUACUGCCUACUUCUGUGUGCAAGCUAAUUGCAGGUGCAACUCGUGUGUGUGUGAAAGUUUUGCAGACUUUUUUCACUGUGUUCGCAAUACAGCUUGUUUUUCACUACCAUCUCUCUCGAAUAAUUCCUGUCAGAAGAUUAUUAUUGUCAAUGUUCCACACUAGCCUCAGUUGCCAGUUCCUCUUCAAUCACUCUUUUUGUUCUUCUGUUGCUGAACUUAGUUCAGCAGAGAAACUCUUCUAAUGCGGUUUGUUUUCUGGCAAGAUCAAAUAAAAGUUACAUUUCGACUGUUA
Molecule: messenger RNA, 11906 nt
Organism: Rhipicephalus microplus (southern cattle tick)
Lineage: Eukaryota; Metazoa; Arthropoda; Arachnida; Ixodida; Ixodidae
Product: transmembrane protein 47
Biological process (GO): cell-cell adhesion
Cellular component (GO): membrane; cell-cell junction
Source: RefSeq, a predicted model, not a curated record